CUGGCUCUGGGCCAACUUCCUCCUCCAGUUCUCAGCCCAUCCUGCUUGCUAGCCCAGGCCUCCCACUCAGCACACUCACUCGGCAGCACCAGUCUCCGAGCGCAGCAGAAGGAUGUCUGCAGACAUGGGGACAGAAGACGGCAGAGAGGCGGCCCCGGAGGCCCCACAGCCCGUCCACGUCGACGUGCACAUCCACCAGGAGUCGGAGCUGGCCAAGCUGCUGCUGACCAAGUGCUCCCUGCUACAGCCCCAGGCCCCAGCCCCAGGCACCUCCAACCAGCCCCCGUGCCGCAGCCGGCUGCUGGUGGCCUCUUGGGUGGUGCAGAUCGUGCUGGGUGUCUUGAGCUGUGCCCAGGGUGGAUUUUUCUUCCUCUUCAGAUACAACGCCGUGUAUAGCUCUGGAGCUCCCUUCUGGGGCGGGGCUGUGGCGGUGCUGGCUGGAGCUACUUCCUUCAUUUAUGAGAAACGGGGUGGUAUCUGCUGGGCGCUGCUGAGAUCCUUAUUCGCUCUGGCAGCUUUCUCCACGGCCAUUGCCACCAUAGUCAUUGGGACUGAUUUUGGAGGUCUAAUCUCCUACUAUAUUGCAAGCCGCUACUGCGGUAACUACACUUCGAGUUACUGGCCCACUGCCGCCCCCAGCACCAAGAGUCCAGAAGAAGCCAGAAGGCAGGAGCAAUGCCUCUCCUACAUGGACAUGCUGCAGGCCCUGUCCAUCAGCUGCCAGGCUAUUCUCUUGACAAUCUGGGUUCUGCUGCUCUUGGCAUCUCUGACCCCUCUGUUUCUCUAUUGCUGGAGAAGAUUCAGAACUAAGGAGAAAAAAGACCAGAGGAAGCUGCUGGGAACAGGUGGGAUCUAGCCAGCCUCUCCCAAGUUCUUGCGUGUGGCACACUCUGCAUCUGACCCCUGGAAGAAGAACCAGCUGAGGACAAGAGACUCUCCAAUGUGCAGUUAUCCUUGCCCACGACCGCAGCCACCACCCUGCUCCUUCCAGCCAUCACAGUGACUCUCGCCCAUUUUGGCUUCUCUUCACCACCCUGGCCCAUCUCACGUCCCCUUCUAAGCAGUGGUUUGGUAAUAAACUCUCAUGCUAUUGCUCUCA
Messenger RNA from Tupaia belangeri chinensis (Chinese tree shrew), 1099 nucleotides. It is a transcript of the gene TMEM176A, whose product is annotated as transmembrane protein 176A. The transcript has 7 exons. The coding region runs from base 113 to 856 and encodes 247 amino acids. Gene Ontology annotation, cellular component: membrane. NCBI's taxonomy places the organism in Eukaryota, Metazoa, Chordata, Mammalia, Scandentia, Tupaiidae. The record is from RefSeq and is a predicted model, not a curated record.